Gopherus evgoodei (Goodes thornscrub tortoise) is the source of this 2462-nucleotide messenger RNA. It is a transcript of the gene DYRK2, whose product is annotated as dual specificity tyrosine phosphorylation regulated kinase 2. Gene Ontology annotation, biological process: peptidyl-serine phosphorylation; peptidyl-threonine phosphorylation. The coding region runs from base 115 to 1908 and encodes 597 amino acids. Gene Ontology annotation, molecular function: protein serine/threonine/tyrosine kinase activity; protein serine/threonine kinase activity; ATP binding. Gene Ontology annotation, cellular component: nucleus. NCBI's taxonomy places the organism in Eukaryota, Metazoa, Chordata, Testudines, Testudinidae. The transcript has 3 exons. The record is from RefSeq and is a predicted model, not a curated record.
UCGGAGAGGGAAGGCAGCCGCUGCCGCCGCCCGGAGAGGCCGAGGACUCGGGCGGAGCGGAGCCGAGCGGAGCAGCCGUGACAUGCCUGUCCCUCUGCCGCCUCUCCAGCGGCCAUGUUAGCCAGGAAAGCCUCGGCGAGCGCGGCCGCGGGAGCUGCCUACCCGGCGGGCAGGGGAGGGGAGAGUGGCCGCCAGCUGCAGUCUUCCCCGGGCAUCGGAGCCGGGGGAUCCCGGACGGGAGCUGGGACCGGCCCAGCAUCACCGAUCGCCUUGCCGCCGCUUAGGUCCAGCAACACCGCCCACACGGUUGGAGGCAAUAAGCACACAAUGAAUGAGCACCUGCACGUUGGUAGCCACGGACAGAUUCAGGUUCAACAGCUAUUUGAAGAUAAUAGCAACAAGAGGACAGUUCUAACAACACAACCAAAUGGACUUGCAGCAGUAAGCAAAUCUGGAUUGUCAGUGGUGCCAGACAGACAGAUAGACAGUGCUCAUAGACGACAGGGGAGCUCCAGUUCUUUAAAAUCGACAGAGGGAACAGGGAAGGUGAAAGCCUCCUUUAUGACACCAGAACAAGCUAUGAAGCAAUACAUGCAAAAACUAACAACCUUUGAGCAUCAUGAAAUUUUCAGUUACCCUGAAAUAUACUUUUUGGGUCCAAAUGCAAAGAAGCGGCCAGGUGUGAUUGGAGGUCCAAACAAUUCUGGUUAUGAUGAUGACCAGGGGUCUUACGUGCAAGUACCUCAUGAUCAUAUUGCAUACAGGUAUGAAGUCCUGAAAGUAAUAGGGAAAGGAAGUUUUGGGCAAGUUGUGAAGGCUUAUGAUCACAAGACCCAUCAAAAUGUGGCGUUAAAAAUGGUGAGAAAUGAAAAACGUUUCCACCGCCAAGCUGCAGAAGAAAUUAGAAUUCUGGAGCACCUAAGGAAGCAGGAUAAGGAUAACAACAUGAAUGUUAUUCACAUGCUGGAAAACUUUACAUUCCGCAGCCAUAUCUGCAUGACAUUUGAGUUGCUGAGCAUGAACCUUUACGAGCUAAUAAAGAAAAACAAAUUUCAGGGCUUCAGCCUGCCAUUAGUCCGUAAGUUUGCCCACUCUAUUUUACAGUGCUUAGAUGCUUUGCACAAAAAUAGAAUCAUUCACUGUGACCUUAAACCAGAGAACAUUCUGUUGAAGCAACAGGGUAGAAGUGGUAUUAAAGUUAUUGAUUUUGGCUCUAGUUGUUAUGAGCAUCAGCGUGUCUAUACUUACAUUCAGUCGCGUUUCUACCGUGCUCCGGAAGUGAUCCUGGGUGCUCGUUAUGGGAUGCCUAUCGAUAUGUGGAGCUUGGGCUGCAUUCUAGCAGAGCUUUUAACAGGUUACCCGCUCUUACCUGGAGAAGAUGAAGGGGACCAACUGGCUUGUAUGAUAGAGCUACUGGGUAUGCCCUCCCAAAAACUACUGGAUUCAUCCAAACGAGCCAAAAAUUUUGUGAGCUCUAAAGGUUAUCCCCGUUAUUGUACCAUUACCACCUUGUCUGAUGGUUCUAUAAUACUCAAUGGUGGCCGCUCCCGAAGGGGAAAAUUGCGUGGCCCACCGGAGAGCCGAGAGUGGGGAAACGCAUUAAAGGGAUGUGAUGAUCCCCUCUUCCUUGACUUCUUAAAACAGUGUUUAGAAUGGGAUCCUGCUAUACGCAUGACACCCAGCCAGGCUUUACGGCAUCCCUGGCUUAGGAGACGUUUGCCAAAACCUCCAGCUGGAGAGAAGACAUCGGCAAAACGAAUAACAGAAAGCACUGGUGCUAUAACGUCAAUUUCCAAGUUACCUCCAACAUCAAGCUCGGCUUCAAAACUUAGGACUAAUUUGGCACAGAUGACAGAUGCCAAUGGGAAUAUUCAGCAGAGAACAGUGUUGCCAAAACUCGUUAGCUGAGUUUGAAUAACCCAAUGCUGGUCAUAUGAGAAACUCUACAUUGCUGAGCCUUGUUUGUAAGAAGAAGUAGCUCAGAUUUUUAUUUGCUCAAUAACUUUAUUCAUUUGUAUCUUUUCAGCACUCAUUUUAAAUGUAAGAAAUGUUGAUUUUGUUUUUAUAAAAAUAUGGGGACAAUGCUUUAAGUUUUUAUACUUAUUUUUAAAAGUGUUUGUUUUCUAAAGUACAAUUAGCCUUACUGUAAUUAGUGUGGUACAGUAAUAAACACCAGUGGCAGGCCACUGGUUACAACACAACUGUCAUGCAUUAUAGCUUAGUGUCAAAGGUGUUAACCAUUUUUUUCCACAUGGUCCAUAUUAGUUUUCCCUUGGGCAGAGGUGAACGUGGGCCGCUACGGGCCGGUCCAGUGUACUAGUAAGAAGUGGCCACCGGUACCGACCCGUACACAGCUGACAUUAAAGUGCUUUAAUGUAAUUGCCCAUUUUGCCCCCCCCCCAGGGCUGCCAAUGGGGGAGCAAAAGGGGCAGCUGCCCCAGGGCCUGGUGAUUUAAAAGGGC